AUGUUAUCAUUAGGUUUUCGAUUCCACCCUACCGAUGAAGAGUUGAUCAACUAUUUGAAGAAUGUCGUGCUCCAUGGAAUGUUGCCACCUAGGGAUUUUAUUAAAGUAGCGGACCUAUUUGAAGAUUUGGAGCCAUGGGAGAUUAUGGCAGGUUCGGAGGAGCAAACACAUUACUUUCUUUCGCAGUUGAAGAGAUUCAAGAAUUCAACCAAAAAAUUCUCAAGAACAGUUGGAAAAGGGACUUGGAAGGGCCAAAAUAGUGGUAAUCCAAUUGAAGAUAAUGGAUUAAAGAAGAAUACUACAAUUGGAUAUAAGAGAAAUGAGUACUUUAGGAAAAGCAGCAAGAACUAUACAUUCGUCAUUUGCAAAAUCAAAGAGAAGAAAAAGAAUAAGGGGGAAGAAGUUGAUGAUGAAUUUAUUGAUUAUGUAUUAGAAAGUAUUCCUGAUAAUCAUCAAUUAAUUACCAACGAUGAUGACAAUCAAUUUGCGGUUAAUUAUGAAGUGAUGAGGACAAUCACAUUGCAUGAAGAUUACGGUGGUGGAGUUGAGGACUUUAAUGGAAUUGAUCAUCUACUAUUAGGAGUUGAGGAUAUUAAUGAUGAGAAUUGUUGUAUUGACUAUGAUGAGUUGCUCGAAAUUAUUGGAUAA
This is a messenger RNA of Capsicum annuum, 648 nucleotides long. RefSeq names its product putative NAC domain-containing protein 94. The coding region runs from base 1 to 648 and encodes 215 amino acids. The record is from RefSeq and is a predicted model, not a curated record. Gene Ontology annotation, biological process: regulation of DNA-templated transcription; system development. Gene Ontology annotation, molecular function: DNA binding. The transcript is spliced from 2 exons. NCBI's taxonomy places the organism in Eukaryota, Viridiplantae, Streptophyta, Magnoliopsida, Solanales, Solanaceae.